Diorhabda sublineata is the source of this 11047-nucleotide messenger RNA. Its product is annotated as putative leucine-rich repeat-containing protein DDB_G0290503. The transcript has 2 exons. The record is from RefSeq and is a predicted model, not a curated record. Bases 286 to 3729 code for a protein of 1147 amino acids. NCBI's taxonomy places the organism in Eukaryota, Metazoa, Arthropoda, Insecta, Coleoptera, Chrysomelidae.
AUUGUGAACCUUCGUGAGGCGACCUCGUUUCGAGAUACGUCGGUCGUUCCCGACAGAAAUUCUCAUGCACAAGCGAGAGAACACUUUACGGAGUUCAGUCGAGUGAGAGUUUACUAGGAUGGAUAUUUGUAUAGGUUACCGGUCGAUCACACGGUUGUGUCUAUGUGGCACAUACAACGGACAAAUAAUAUAGUGCUUUGAAAAAUUAAAAUGUGAGAUUGUGAGAAAUAGAAGUGAUGUGUGCUUAGAGCAGCGGGAAGGAAUGUGCGUGAGAGGGUGAGUAGAAUGAACAGCGGGCCCUUGCCCCCGGUACCGGAUCUUAUUCCUAUAUCGGCGCUUCGCAAGCGACCACCCUCGAAUAAUAACAGUGACGUGAAUUCGGACGGGGGUCCUCUAGAGUGUGCCCCUUGUGCGUCAAACCGUUCGGAGGUUAUGGGAGAACAGCGCCCUCGACGGCGGUCGGCAAACCAACCUGCCGUCGAACUAAUCGAUAAUACAGGGUCACGUGGUUUGAGCGCCGCCCCACAGGCACCGCUCUCCCGGAAAGUUAGGCCAGAGCGUCAUCGUAAAUCAGACAGACGACGCGAUCGACGCAAAGUUAACAGGACUCGUUCGUGUAGUAAACAUACCAAGCCCCGGGAAGCGAAUAGUUCGACUUCGGUUCCUCAUAAUCCGCGCGUAAAUCCGAUUUUUGUGUGGGUCCGGCAAGAAGAUACACGCAUCGUGGACGUGAAAUGCGAGGAUUACGACAAAAGGAACCGGAUCCUUCUUACGAAAACAGCGCAGGGCUGGCGUGCCAUUCCACGCACCGAAACCCUCGUGCCAACCCUGAAGGAGGCGGUUAGCAAAGAACAACAUCACCACCAUCAUCAUCAUCAUCAUCACCAUCACAAAAAUAAAAAAUCACGUAAGAGUAAAGUUCGACGACGUUCUACGGGAGUUCAAGUUAGUUCAGACAUCGAACAAGAUUAUGAAGAUCAACAGCAAGACGACAUACAAACGGAAAGGAAAUGCGACGAGGAAAACGAAAUUAUCGCAUCGCCACCGUGGAUGUCUAGUGAUAAUAUUAAUGUGGAAUCUCUUUUACCGUCCCAUACAAUACAAAUCAAGAGGUCAACAAGCUCCCCCGAACAAAACUCUAAUGUAUCGGAUGUGAAUGUAAACAGUGCCGUAAGCGAAUGCGCGCAAUCUCCCAAUAUCAAGUGCAGUGCCGAUAAAAUAUGUGACGUCAGUCCAUUAGAUAAUUUACUAGCCGUUGCUGAAUUAGAAUUUAAACAACAACAGAUUCAAUCAGAAGAAUGGAAUAAAACACCAAACGGAGACGCGAUAGUAACGUUUAAUAAUUUCAGUCAAUCCGAAGAAGAUAAGGAAUUCAUAAAAAAUUUGGAAACGUUAAAUAACCUCAUCGAUUCGGAAAAAUCUAAAUUGGAAUUGUCGAAAGGUGACGAAUCUACGGAAACCAAAUCGGAAGAAUGUGAUUAUAACGACGACGACGACAACAACAUAGCCAUGGAUGAUAUACUUUCUAGGUUAGAACAAUCUUUGAGGAGCCCCGAAAACUCCACUUCGAAUCACGAAGCUAAAAAUAAAAUCGAAGAAAUCAUAAAAGAAGUUCAAUCUGAAAACGAACUCAAAUCGGUGGAAAAUUUCGAAAAUUUUUUCGAAGAACCCAAUCCGAAAAACGAACAACACGAAAAAAUUGAUAAUGAAACUGAAGAAGAUAAACAGGAAGUAAACGAAUUGAUAAAUUUAGUGGAAUCUUCGACUAACGACGACGAAGAAGAAGAAGACGAAGAAGAGGAAAUUCCUAAAGAUUUAUCAAUGAAAAAUAAUGAAUGUACGGAUACCGUCGAAGAACCAACCGAUUUAACUGUUCCUAAACAACUCGUAAGUCCUAGACCUCCCUCACAAAAUUCAGAAGCUAUUCAAUCUCCACAACCUAGUGGAAUACCAGCAGUUCCACAAUCACCCGAUAUCGUUUCAACAACAGUUAACGUAAGUAACAAACCUAAAUUUUUAGAAUCGCUGUUGAUUAAUAAUAAUACGAAAAAUAUAGAAGUAACGAUAACUCCUCAAAGGGAACCGUUAGAUUUGGGCAAAUGUCGAAAAUCUGCCAGUCCUACAGUUACAUGCUCCGAGGAAAUCAAUAAUUCCAAAACGGAAACGGAACCGCCGACAAAAAAAAUCAAAUCUAACGAUAUCACAUUAAAAACCUUAUUAGACGCAGAUAUCAAAAAAACUAAUCUAGAAAACACACAAAACGAAAAAAAUUUUACCAUAGAAACUCCCAAGCUUUUAGAAUUAUUACAAAACGACGCGGAUAUAGAUCCUUUAAUACAAUUAAAACAAUUACUAUCAGAUCCUAUGAUAGAUAUACCAGAUCCGUUGUUAGUACCAAAAGAGAAAUUUAGUCAAAUUUUAAUUCAUCCGGGUACCGAAAUUCCGCGACUACUUAAAGAACGACCAGAACUUCGUUUACCGCAAGCUUUAGCUUUUCCACAUAUAAUGCAAGAUCCUAACAUGCUGGUAAUUAAUAUACAUCAUUUAGAAUCUAUUUUAGGCAACAAAAAUACAAUACAAGUAGAAAAUAAUCAUAAAUUUAGUGGGGAGAUUAGAAAACAAGAUAAAACCGAAAAAUCAUCUACUGAUACCAAUCAACAUGAUUCGAAAAAGAAACAAUCUAACGAGAACGUUCAAAAAACAUUCAACGAAUUAGCCAAUGACAUAAAUUCAGCUACUCAAGCUGCUUUUAGCCAAAUGUCUUGGUUUCCAUAUAUGAACCAUUUAGAAGCAAUGGCUCUAUCAAACAAUCAAGAUUUUAUGAAAAUGUUGAACUCUGUACAUUUACCUUUUUACAUGAAUCAAAUGCCAGAAUUAUUAUCAGGUAUAAGACCACCUUUAUCCCCGAUGGGAUUCCCAAUGCCUCCACAUAUAAAUUACGGAAAUCCUAUGGAAUUUAAUAUGUGGCAAGAAGCCAUGUUACAAGCGCAAUUACUAAGAAAUAAAACUGCGGAGAACGCCAAUGAACAAAACGCUUUCAAAAACUAUUUAGAAAAAUCAAAUUCGCAAAUUAACAGAAGCUCGAGGUUACAGUCGUCGAAUAAACAUCAGAGUUAUCCGAAUCAGUAUUACAAAAAUGACCAAAACGCAUUCCAAAAUCCUUACGGGAAUUUUAAUUCCUAUCAAACGAAAUCUUCACAUCCGAAACACGUCCAGAAACACGCGUCUAAAAAUUUUCCACCGCAUCAAAAUUUCGCAAAUUUUUAUUCCCAAAUAUCGGAAAAGAAUCAAUACGCCCAAAAUUUGAAUUCGCAAGAUCAUCUCCACCAAAACUUUCAACAUUUUAUGCGAAAAGAGACGAACGUAGUACAAAAACAAAAAGCACCUUGUAAAACGUUCACAAAGUCGUCUACACAUCAAGAGCAUCACAAAGAAAGAGGACAUCCAAGUGGAAGUGAUCAGGGUAAACUACCAGCGAGUCAACCUAUUGAUCUAUCUGGUUCAACGACGUCUGGCGGUAAGCUCAAGGUUAAACAACAUCUCAUCGAUACUGUGAAUACUCCGAAGUUGCUGAAACAACACGACGACGUCCCCGAAGUUGGAAGUACCACGGCGAGUAUAGAAGAAAUGCAAGACGCUCACAAACACUUAUGGCAUCCCUUAUUUGGAAACCAAAAAGGAUACACGAGCCCUUGGAAUUGGACAACAGUGACCGCUACUGGAGAAUAACACAGGCCUCAACCUCCACAUCAGAACUGGAGGUCGAAUUCUUCAUACCAAUACCAUCAAGGUGUCAAUAACUUAGAUGCCUCUUUCACAGGGUUAGACUUUGACUUAUUUUCAAAGUAAGAAAUACACAACUAUUAGGAAAUUUCUUGUUUUUUUUUGUCGUUUGGAUCACUCUCCAGAAAGUUUGCUUGUAAAUUAGUAUUAUUUUGAUAUUCUGGAUGUUUGUUCAACAAAGUACAAAAUUAAUAUCCUAUUUAGAAGCUGAGUGCUCAAAACGCAUUAUCCUUAUUCCAAAAUUAUCUUCUAGAAGAACCAAAUACAUCUAUUGAAAGAAACCUACUUACGAAGAACAAAAAAAGUGAUAAUUUUUUAUUUUGGAGACAAUUAUUUUUGUUGAAACAACGCCAUUAUUGAAUAAUUUUGGAUUUGGGUAAUUGAAAUCUAGUAAAAGGUGUGAAAUUUUAUUUCAGUUGAUGCUAUCUACAACAGAACGAACAUAUUAACAGAAAUAUAAAGACUAUUUGUUUUUAAAUUCUUUUUGGAGAGACUUGGAUUCGCUACUUGAGGUGCUGGUAACUGAUUGAAAUAACAUUCUAUUUUGUUUUUUCGUAUUCUAUCGAUUUAUAACUUUUUUACGUACCUACAGAAAUUUCCGUCGCCUUCAGACGUGUAAUCUGAUAUUGUCUAACAAAAUAAAAAUGAAAUUAGUCAGGUACUGAAUUACGUAGCUUCUGGUCUAUUUAAAAUGUUUACGAUAGGAAGUAUCAUCCAUUACAUGAUCUUAGCAACCUGUCGAACAUUCAAGAACAAUUUUCCACCUGAUUAUGAUGGUUGUAUCAAACGAUACUUUUCAAAAGUGUUCUAAUACUAUUGUUGCUGUAUUUGAAGAACCUGAAGCUUACCACAACGAUCCGUUUAACGUAAAAUUCCAUAGAUAGCACACCUGCACAUUCUUUCAUAACUACUUAACUCUCCUGUGAAAAUCUUCCUAUCAUAACUUCAUAAAUUUCUCUUUUUUCAUUGUUAUAAACUCAUCAGAACAAAGUUAACGUGUCAUUGUCUUCAAUUCAUGACGAGUACUUGUGUGCUUCUGUGAAAAUCUUAUUCUUUCUUAUUUUUUUGAUCAGCCAGUUUACAGCGCUCUGGUUCCUUAGCAAAUGUCUUUAAAUUUUACCUUUGUUCGCGGUAGAUAAUUUUAAUUUGAAUUGAAAACUAGUUAGUAAGUAACUGGCCGAAAAUUUAUUUUCGAUAUUUUUUGGUGUAAUGUAAACAACCACGUACUUUAAUAAAUGCAAAUACGCCAGAUUAAAAAUCUUCACCCAGAUCCGAGGAUACUUGAACGUAUCCAAAACACGUUAGGAUAGUCAUGUCAAAGAUACGGCCCGCAGCCUCACGUUUUUUAGAGCUAUUAAACUUCAUUCGAUUCCUUUACGGACGUUUUAAAUACUCGUAUUCUCAAAUCUACGGAUGUUUAUAAGUAAUUUCAAGAGCAGCACUUUGCCUAGACAAGCGAGAGAGAAAGACGGUAUCGCCAUCUAUUAGCAGCAAGUGGAAAUAUCCUAUUUUUUUUGUCGAAACGAUAGAAUCUUCUACGCGCUUCGAUUCUAGACUAGAACCUUCCUUAACCAUACAAAACGAGUGCGUCGGCGCGACGUGAGUCAGUUGAGUCGAGUAAUCGAAGCAAUAUGGUUGGAAAUUGGACUUAUUGUGCAUUUGCUUGUGUCGUGCGCGUGCAAUAUCCAUAAUUUUUGUGACGGGUUUCAUAAUUAUUACGAUUGUUUUUCAGUCUAAAUGGGAAAUUGCAUAUUUUUUCAUAGAAUGGAAAGUUAAACCACCGUGUGUGAUUUGUAUCAUAAGUCAAAAUUCGAUUGUUCACUUCAAGGUUAAUAAUCGAUGUUUACUAAAGCGAAUACAGAGGGAGGCCCUGAAAUCAAGUUUUAUUAUUAUUGCAUUAGAAAUCGCGAAAAGAUUAAAACCUUUCAGUGAUGGUGAUUUUAUUAAAGACUGUAUGUUAAAAGUUGCCGAUGUUUCAUUUCCAUCUCAAAAGUCAAUAAUUCAAAAUAUUUCACUCUCAAAAAACACUGUUGCCUGAAGAAUAAAUGAUUUAUCACAAAAUUUGGUUCUUCAACUGAAGGACAAACUUUUCACUGGCUGUUGACGAGAGCUUUGAUACUGUUGAUACAGCUGUUUUUAAUUAUAAACAGUAACUUUGAAAUAACUUUAGAACGAUUAAAGUACGUUCCAUUGAUAGGUAUUACAACAGCAAAUGAUAUUUAUUCUGCAAUAGAGCCUUUGAUAGCAGGAAAUGAACUCUACUGAAAAAUACUUAGCAGUACAACUACGGAUCGCGCUCCUGCAAUGGCUGGCAAAUAUUCGGGCGUUGUAACUAAAUUAAAACAGAAAACAUCAGGGAAUUUUGUGGGAUUCAUCAGGAAUCAUUGGCAUCCAAUCAUUUAAAAAUGGACCAUGUCAUUCAUCAAUGAGCAUGUCAAAAACAAGAGUAGUCAAGUAUCUGGAUCCUCGAACUCAACCUACCAUCUUUUAUAACUUUGAUAUAUUUUUUAACAACCGUAUUUUAUAUACUUAUAUAAUUUAAUAAAUAAAAUGUUAUAAUAAUUCAGUUCAUUUUUUUUAUUUUCAACCUAGCCAACCUACGAAUUCAAAAAUUUAAUAUACGGCACUUAAUAAAAUUGAGUUUGACAGCUCUGCGUUAGGAAUUGAAAAUCAGUACUUCACGAACACAGGAUUUUAAAUCAUGUUUUAUUAGCACUGCGAAGGAACAAUUUCAAAGUACGUAUGAAUGUGCAAUGUUAGGGAUAACUACCGCGAACAAAGCUUUUAAAAAAAUGGGACAUAGUAUUUCUUUUUUGCAACUAAUUGCUUAUUGUGGCUUGCUAUGAACUUGAGACAACCUUCGAAAUUUGAAUGAAAUUUUCACUAUUUCACUAAAAAACAUAUUAUGUAAUGAACACGUAGCUGAGAAAUUUCAUUUUUAGUGUGUUACUCAAGUUUGGUCCUAGCUGCAAAUUUAAAAUUGGUCUUUGGUUAUUCAUCAAUAUUAUUUUAAUUAUAUAAAUUGAAAGGUAGAACGUAAAAAAGUUAGAAUGAGAUAAACGAAAAAUAUGAAAAGAUGUCUAAUAUGAUAGUUUUUAGGUAGAAAAGAAAUUGAAAAAUUGUCGUUAGUUGCCACUUUAUCACUUUGAUCAAAUAUAUUAGAAACACAAACAAAUGAAAACAGUAUUUUAUUAAAUUAAAUCGUGGAAAUGUUCAUAUCAAUCCCUCUUUGUUUGUUGUGUUUCUAAUAUUUUACUGUUGAUAAAUGAAAAAAGGUCUUGUCACUAAAAUUACUUGUAAAAACACUUCAGAUUUGAUAAAAAUAUAUGAACCAUUAUAAUCCAAAUUAUUAUUAUAAAUCUCAACAUAAACUAUUUCGAAAUAGUCACUAAUGUCGGAGUAUAAAGAAACAUUCAGAUUUUUAUUAGUACAGUUGUUUUAAUUGGUAAUCACUUUUGAGGAAAAUAAUUAAAAGUAAAUGUGAAACAAAACUAUUGUAACAACUGAGCCUACAAUUUCCUUCAAUAUAACUAAACUUUAUUAACAUUUGUGUGAUUUAUUUCAAUAAUGCUUUUGCCCACAAAUUCUUGGACGAUUUAUUGGUACUUAACACAUGCUAAAAGGCAUUUUGGUACCAACUAAUUUUCAACUGUUCCGAUUAAUUUUCAGCAUCCUAAACAGCCCUCUGAUUUAAUGCAUUGAAUAUUAUUUUCAAUUGGAUCAAGAAGGUUCUUUUUUUGUAAUCUGUAUACAUGUAUCAGAACGUCCAAUUUUGCGGAGAUUUUAAAUCUUAUUAAAAUUCGCCGCCAUUAUCAGAUUGAAAUCUUGAAACUUCCGCAAUGUUUCUGUAUUUUUUUCUAAGAGUUCAAAAAAGUAUAUGCGGUUCGUCUCGGGUAUACCCUGACCUAGAGUCUACAUUUGUGUCUAUUGGUUUUAGUUGUUAGAUUGAAAUUAACAAGACAAAAAUAGUAGUCGUCAUGAUGGUUUCGUGGUUUAGUACACCACACUUAAGGUAUUUUGUUUUUCCAUUUGUCUUCUGUCGCGAAACGUGGGGUCCGUACAGAUCUCAAAAAUAAGUACUAAAAUAAGUAAUACGAGAUAUUUUCACUAAGUAGUCUCUCCACUAUUGUUUAUCAGAGGUAGUAGAAAUAACAUAGGCAGUGGCGGACUAAACCCGUCAGAGGCUCGGGCCGGCAAAGCGGAAUGAGGCCCCCUGCUUUAAAAAAUGUAGUUUUACAAGCUUUUUAUUCAGUUCACUUUUGUAUGUAUAAAUAAUUGUUUAUGAUUAUUCUAUUAAAAUCUGGCAAGUGAAAUUUAAAUUCGACUUAAAUUAUUUAGCCUAAAUAAACAUAUAUAACUACAAUAUGGAAUGGAUAUGGGUGAAGAAAAUAAAAUACGAAAAGAUCGACAAAAAAAAUUAGAUAAAAUAAAUCAAAGAUAGUUUUUUGUAUUUUUUGUGGAGUUUUAUAUGUGUUUUCGUGCCUGAAUUUACUGAACUCGUCAAUAACUUCUGUGAAAUCAUUUCGUUUGAAAUUUUUCUUUCUAUUGAAAGCAUGGAUAAAUUAGACAGCCGUUCUUGACCCUUGUAGAUCGAGGAUAAUAUUUAAUCAGUUUAAGUUUCGAAAAAUAGUCCAAGAGCCCCAACCAAAAAAGUAGGUUCUAAAAAAAUUUUUGAAUAUGUUCAGGGGUGUCCCCUGAAUGUAAUUCCAAGUGGGCGUCUGGGGAUCUUAACUUCAGCCACCAUUUUGAAAAACACGUUCUAUUAAAUAUCUCGCGAACCACGCAUCGUACGACAAAAAUUGUAGAGAUCAUUAUUGUGGAUAAUAAUAUUUGCCAUCUUUUUUAAUUGAAACUUUUUUUGUAUAGCGCAUAGGUUUUUAAUUAUAGCGCUCCAAACUUUUUUCAAUAUGGUUUUUGCUAAAUAUUUAGUUAAUGGUCAAUGAUGAAUUGAAAAUGGUGGUAACUGAAUUGUAGAGCAUAAAAUUUUCUAAAAAUUUCUAAAAUUUCAUUGGAAAUCUAUGUGCUAUAUAGAUUUCCAUAUAAAAGUAUUGAAGUAUAAACGAUAUAAAGGGUAACGAUUUACUAAAGUCCCAUUUAAUUAUAAAUUGAAGGAUUUCUUGGGCUCUCCAUUUGGCAGCAACGUCCAUACUCGUAUCGGUGGUUGUUACAUGCCUGCGGUACCUUUUUAUUUCUUGGAAAACUUUCUCCUUGUCAAAUUCACCAUAAAUUUGUAUCAGAUUGUCAACUGCUACAGCCAGAGCGUCAUCUGAAGCUUCUCACAUAAACUAUAUUUCAAUAAUUUGUAAAAUAUUAUUAAUUUGUUCCAUGGCCCCGUAUCGUGACGACAAUUCUUGUAUAAAUCUAUGUAUUCAUACAUUGACCGAUGUAUUUGUUCCUGUAUUAAUAAUCCAGUAUCAUGAGCUGAUUCACCAAGCAUCGUUCUUUUUAUCUGCCUUCUUCCUCGUUUCUGGAUGUUGAUAUCCAUGUCAUUGCAUUUUUUUAUGCUAAAAGUUUCAGCGUUGUCUACAAUCGUGGUUCAUUCAUUCACUAAAUCCUCAUUCAAGGCGUUUAGUUUGGUGAUUUCUGUAUCCAGAGUCAUUUUUGGAGACUGCAAAUAUUGUUGAACUAAUUUUACUUCCUCCAGUAUUGAAAGCCAGAAUUAUAAAUAGGUUAGAAAGGUAUAAUCACAAGCAGCCGGCAGGAGCAGGCUUACUCCUGAUCCUGUAUCUAGAUUUGUUUUUGUUGGAUCUUGAAAAUGUUCCAAACUACUCACAAUCGUCUCUAUUUUUUCUUUUACAACUUUUACUGACUCCUAAUGAGUACUCCAGCAAGUAUCCGAUAAACGUUUCAAAUUUUUUUCAGUUUUCUCUUUCAGUAAUUGCCAUCUCUGUAUAGACGACGAAAAGAAUGAAUAUAUAUUCUAUUCUCAUAAAAAAAAUUUUGGUUUCUUUUUAUUGUACUACCACUGAAGACGUGUAGUUCAUCUUACAUCCUGGGAAUGAGUUUGAGGGGAUGAGACAUUAUAGCUCAUUUGAUCGUCUUCAAAAGCGCACUUCUUGUGGGUCCUUUCAUUUAUUUUAAAACUUGGUAGGUACUAAGCAUAUUUUUAAACUCUUGUUUAGGAUUGGAUCAAGAUACUUUUUAAGAAACCAUUUUUUGUCAAAAAACUAACAAAAGUAUAGCUUCCUCAACGCCAUCUAGCAUUCCAGUAAUGGAGAGUUCCAACCCUGUAAUACCGUUCCACUGUAUUACCAAAGGUCACGUCAAAUCCCAACCCAAUUGACUGUAGUUUCAGCUGUUUUUUUAUAUGCAGUAUUGAACUAUUUGAAUUUUUGAGGUUAGGUAUCAUUUCUGUGGUUACUUGCUAUUCAUUAUUUCAGAUCUUACUCUUUUUUUUUUUCAAUUCUUACUCUAUUCUUCUUUAAAAGCAGAAGCCUCGUGCAGCAAAAGUUGCACUAAAUAAAAAAUCUUCGGUUCACGCAGAAAUGAGAAGACAACAGCAAGCAGAAUGACAAAGUGUUUUGAGAGCAGCUGAAACUCAUCUUCAGGUACGAGUUUGUUCAGAAAGACAAGCUACGCUGUAGGCAGCUAGAGGAGCAAUAGAAACGCCAGAACAAUCGCAGGCAAGAAGAAUUGAUAAUGCAGAAAAGCGGACUACACGCCGUCGUAAUUUCAUGCGUAAGGAUUGGUCGGUAUUUAAUGAUACUAGGUUUCAAUAUGAUUCUUCAAUUUAAUAUCAUAAUCAUCCUUUGAUUGUUAUUGGAUCAAUGAAUGAAAAAUGUCAAUAUUGCGAUGCUUUUAAAUGGAAAGAUGAAACUGUUGGAAUGUGCCGUUCCAGUGGUAAAGUUUCACUUCCAUUACUUGGUGAACCAGAAGAAAACUUUAUUGUUAAGGUUCACAGAUGAGCCUAUUGUAAUGAUCUCUGUUACUUAUUUAAUAGCUUCAAUUCUGGCGAAGCCGCGGGAAUUGAAGCUUGGGAAUUAAACAUGUCAUAGACAAUUCCAAGAUAUAAAAAUUGAAAGCAUGGGAUUGAGCACGGACGUAAACCUAGUAUAAAAAAAUGGAUUUAGAUAUAAUUAGAUUCUAAUAUUGACUAGGAUAUUUCCAUUUUUUUGGUUAUUCGAGAUAAAAACGGCUGUUCAAAAGGUAAGAAUUUCGAUUAAAUUUUUUUAAAAACUAGAACGUUUUAAUGUUAACUGUUGCCUGCCAAAAACGAAAGUUAAAAUAUUUUUUCACAUCUUACAAUACUCAAAAUUGAAUAAAA